This is a messenger RNA of Pyrenophora tritici-repentis Pt-1C-BFP, 825 nucleotides long. Its product is annotated as UbiE, Methylase involved in ubiquinone-menaquinone biosynthesis. The record is from RefSeq and is a predicted model, not a curated record. Gene Ontology annotation, cellular component: mitochondrion. Lineage: Eukaryota; Fungi; Ascomycota; Dothideomycetes; Pleosporales; Pleosporaceae. Gene Ontology annotation, biological process: ubiquinone biosynthetic process.
AUGUCUGGACCGUACCUUCACGGUCACCAUGCAUCGGUCCUCCGAUCACACAGCUGGCGCACCGUCGAGAACUCCUGUCCUCACCUACUACCCUACCUCAGCAACCCUUCGCUAAAGAUUCUCGACGUCGGCUGUGGUCCUGGUACCAUAAGCGUUGAUCUCGCCACACGCGUUCCACAGGGCUUCGUCUACGCUAUCGAUCCCUCCGCCGAAGUCAUCGAGAAGGCACGAAAACACGCAGAGGAGAAGGGCGUCACCAACGUCCGGUUUGAAGUCGGCGAUAUAUUUGAGUGGAACAAGCUUGUGGGAUUAGAAGAGGCAGGCUUCGAUGUUGUGCAUGCGCAUCAAGUACUGCAGCAUCUACAAGACCCACUAGGCGCGAUGAAGGCGAUGAAGCGUCUAGCCAAACCUGGCGGUCUUCUUGCGAUACGAGAUUGCAACUACAGUGCAAUGGACUGGUAUCCGGAGCAUCCGGUCAUGCAGAAGUGGAAGGAUCUAUACAUGAAGAUCGCGCUCGGUCUGAAGGCACACCCGAAUAUUGGAAAGCGACUGCAUGCGGUAGCUAUGGAGGCAGGCUUCCCAAGGAACGACAUAGAGGCUAGUGUGGCAGCGUGGACGUUUAGUACGCCAGAAGAGAGAGAAUUCUGGUGUGGGCUCUGGGCCGAGAGGACAGUCAAGAGCGAUUACAGGCAAAGAGCGUUGGACAGCGGAUACGCGACGAAACAGGAUUUGGAAGAGAUCGCUACGACUUGGAGAGAGAUGGAGAAGAAGGAAGAUGGCUGGUUCGCUGUUAUCAACGGGCAAAUCAUCUGCCAUGUGAAGUAG